Messenger RNA from Sceloporus undulatus (fence lizard), 4317 nucleotides. It is a transcript of the gene MBTPS1, whose product is annotated as membrane bound transcription factor peptidase, site 1. Gene Ontology annotation, molecular function: serine-type endopeptidase activity. Bases 494 to 3673 code for a protein of 1059 amino acids. Gene Ontology annotation, cellular component: Golgi apparatus. Gene Ontology annotation, biological process: proteolysis. The record is from RefSeq and is a predicted model, not a curated record. The transcript has 23 exons. Lineage: Eukaryota; Metazoa; Chordata; Lepidosauria; Squamata; Phrynosomatidae.
CCGGGCUCGGCCUUCUCUUGCGGUCCAGGGCAAGCGGCUUCUCCCGAGCAGCCCAGGCCAGGUCCGGAGCGGACGGAGGGCUCGCGUUGGACGGGGAAGCGAGGCCACUCGAGGCCGGAGGCUGAGGAGGCUGAGACUUUUGUUGCACAACGGCAGCCCCGGAGCGACAUGGUCCUUGCCUAAUCCUGUUGUGGACUUAACUCCCAUCUACUCCAAAAUGGAGCACAGGACUCAGCUGCUGAAUCCGGAGUGAGGGGACCUUUUAACCAAAGAUGGAGAAGAAACGGAGAAAGAAAUGAGCCUGUUUGCUGGGCUUCAUCGGGAAAGACAAUGAAGACGAGACUUUUACCCACAUUGGACAAACCCUUAAGACUGUCCACUUAGCACUUAAAAAAGACACAGAAAAGGAAAAGAAAAGGAAAAGAAAAAGAGAGAGAUUGAGACCUGAUCCAUGGAGAAGCAACAUAUCAGUUGAAUCCAUGGCAUUUUGAGGAUGAAAUCACAUUCUUUCAUGACCAUGAGGCUUGCAAACAUCUGGUUGUUUCUGGCUGCAAUCUUACUGUGCGGCAAAGAAUACCUGAGCACCAAACCUGGGAAUGCUUCUCACGAAAGCCACCUGUGUCCCGAAUGCCCUCGCCUUACCUUGAAAGUAGAAUUCUCUUCUACUGUAGUCGAACACGAAUAUAUCGUGGCUUUCAAUGGCUACUUUUCAUCCCAAGCAAGAAGCAAAUUCAUUUCAAGGGCACUGAAGAGCAGUGACAUAGAGAACUGGAGGAUUGUGCCCCGUAAUAACCCAGCCAGUGACUACCCCAGUGAUUUCGAGGUGAUCCAGAUCAAUGAGAAACAGAAAGAUGGUGUGCAGACUCUGGAAGACCAUCCCAAUAUCAAGCGCGUUACCCCACAAAGAAAAGUCUUUCGCUCACUCAAGUACUCUGAAACUGACCCAGCGUUUCCCUGCAAUGAUACCAGAUGGACACAGAAAUGGCAGUCCUCUCGGCCUCUGAGAAGGGCAAGUUUGUCGCUGGGUUCUGGAUUUUGGCACGCGACAGGCAGGCAUUCAAGCAGGCGUUUGCUGAGAGCUAUACCCCGGCAGGUUGCUCAAACACUUCAAGCAGAUGUGCUCUGGCAAAUGGGUUUUACAGGAGCUGGGGUGAAAGUGGCUGUCUUUGACACUGGACUGAGCGAAAAGCAUCCUCACUUCAAAAAUGUAAAAGAGAGAACAAACUGGACAAAUGAAAGAACCUUGGAUGAUGGUCUGGGUCAUGGAACUUUUGUAGCCGGCGUAAUCGCAAGCAUGAGAGAAUGCCAAGGGUUUGCACCAGAUUCAGAACUGCACAUAUUUCGAGUCUUCACCAACAACCAGGUUUCAUAUACUUCUUGGUUUCUGGAUGCCUUUAACUAUGCCAUCUUAAAGAAAAUAGACGUAUUAAACCUUAGUAUUGGAGGCCCCGACUUCAUGGAUCAUCCCUUCGUUGACAAGGUUUGGGAGCUGACGGCUAAUAAUGUGAUCAUGGUCUCUGCUAUUGGAAAUGAUGGCCCUUUAUAUGGCACGCUCAAUAACCCUGCUGACCAAAUGGAUGUGAUUGGAGUAGGCGGCAUUGACUUUGAAGAUAACAUUGCUCGGUUUUCAUCAAGGGGAAUGACCACUUGGGAACUGCCCGGAGGUUAUGGAAGAGUCAAGCCUGACAUCGUGACCUAUGGCUCUGGAGUGAGAGGUUCUGGCAUGAAGGGAGGGUGCCGCUCGCUCUCUGGGACCAGCGUGGCCUCCCCUGUGGUGGCAGGUGCAGUCACACUGCUGGUGAGCACAGUUCAGAAGCGUGAAAUGGUGAAUCCAGCUAGCAUGAAACAAGCUCUGAUAGCCUCAGCGCGCCGGCUUCCUGGAGUUAACAUGUUUGAGCAAGGACAUGGCAAACUGGACCUUCUCAGAGCCUACCAGAUUCUUAACAGUUAUAAACCACAGGCCAGUCUCAGUCCAAGCUACAUCGACUUGACAGAGUGCCCUUACAUGUGGCCAUAUUGCUCCCAACCUAUUUACUAUGGAGGCAUGCCAACAAUUGUGAACGUUACUAUCCUUAAUGGAAUGGGAGUCACUGGGAGAAUCGUAGACAAGCCUGAAUGGCAACCCUAUUUGCCACAGAAUGGAGAUUACAUCGAGGUGGCUUUUUCCUACUCCCCUGUCCUGUGGCCCUGGUCAGGAUACCUUGCAAUUUCUAUCUCAGUUGCAAAGAAAGCAGCUUCUUGGGAAGGCAUUGCUCAAGGACAUGUCAUGAUCACCAUCUCUUCUCCUGCAGAAAAUGAGUCAAAAGCUGGUGCGGAACAGACCUCAACCGUGAAACUCCCAAUCAAAGUGAAAGUUAUCCCGACACCCCCUCGCAGUAAGCGAGUCCUGUGGGAUCAAUAUCACAAUCUCCGCUACCCACCGGGAUAUUUUCCAAGGGAUAAUUUAAGGAUGAAGAACGACCCCUUAGAUUGGAAUGGUGAUCACAUCCACACCAACUUCAGGGACAUGUACCAACAUCUGAGGAGCAUGGGCUAUUUCGUUGAAGUUCUUGGUUCACCAUUUACCUGUUUUGAUGCUAGUCAGUAUGGCACCCUGUUAAUGGUGGACAGUGAGGAAGAGUAUUUUCCAGAAGAAAUCACUAAGCUGCGGAGGGAUGUGGACAAUGGAUUGUCUCUCAUAGUUUUCAGUGACUGGUACAACACCUCAGUGAUGAGGAAAGUCAAGUUUUACGAUGAAAACACAAGGCAAUGGUGGAUGCCUGAUACUGGAGGAGCCAACAUUCCAGCUUUAAAUGAUCUUCUCUCUGUCUGGGGCAUGGCCUUCAGCGAUGGGCUUUAUGAAGGAGAUUUUACCAUGGCAAGUCAUGAAAUGAACUAUGCUUCGGGAUGUAGUAUUGCAAAGUUUCCAGAAGAUGGCAUUGUAAUCGCACAGACUUUUAAGGAUCAAGGCCUAGAAGUUUUAAAGCAGGAGACGGCAAUCAUAGAAAAUGUCCCCAUUUUGGGCCUUUUCCAAGUUCCUUCGGAAGGUGGAGGCAGAAUAGUUUUGUAUGGCGAUUCGAACUGUUUGGAUGACAGCCACAGGCAAAAAGAUUGCUUUUGGCUGCUUGAUUCUCUUCUUCAAUACACAUCUUACGGAGUGAUGCCGCCAAGCCUCAGCCAUUCAGAAAACAGACAACGGCCUCCAACAGGCGCAGGCUAUACUCUUCCGGAGCGAAUGGAAGGUAACCAUCUUCAUCGCUAUUCAAAGGUACUCGAAGCUCACCUGCGCGACCCCAAGCCCCGCUCUCUUCCAGCAUGUCCUCAUUUGUCCUGGGCAAAGCCACAGCCUCUGAAUGAAACCGCACCAAGCAAUCUUUGGAAACAUCAGAAAUUAUUAUCAAUUGACCUGGAUAAAGUGGCUUUGCCAAGUUUCCGUCAGAGUCGACCGCAAGUGAGGCCCUUGUCACCUGGAGAAAGCGGAGCGUGGGAUAUUCCAGGAGGGAUAAUGCCUGGACGCUACAACCAGGAUGUGGGAGGGACAAUCCCAGUCUUUGCAUUCCUUGGUGCCAUGGUGGUUCUGGCAUUUUUUGUGGUGCAGAUCAAAGCGAAGAGCAGGCCAAAGAGACGGAAACCCCGAGUCAAACGGCCACAGAUUAUCCAGCAGGGGCACCCACCAAAGACACCAUCUGUUUGACCACAGUUGCCAAAGAUGACUUCUUCUCAGCUGCUUCAUGGAACUGUAUUCACUACUAAUGAAGACUGAUUGUGGCUGGCAUUUGGCGGCCGCUGCACAUGGUUUCUUCAUGUUGUCUUUGGUUUCUGACAAACAAGUACUCAGUGGAUCAUCUCGACAUAAAGACUAUUUCCCCCCCAGUAGCUGAACUUACCAAAGGCUCAAGCACUAUUUAAAAACUGACUGGUUGCUCCUCCUUCCAGAAAGGGAGGAAAUGCAGCUCCUUUUUCUUUUAAACUGACCAAAACCUUUCAUUAGGGGCUAUUUUCUAUAUUUAUUUUAGGAGGGACUGAGAGAAGAUGCUCUUCAAGGCCUUCGGCUCUCUGAUCGCAGAACCAUUUUUCUGAAUGGAAUGCAGUUUUCUAAGGCUACGCGUUGCAAAGAGAGACAGAACUUACACCAUCCUCCCGUAAGGAUGAAAGAGAGAACCUGGCACUUUGAGGGAUCCGGAAACAAAUCAUGUUGGUGUAAUCCUUCCAUUUAUUUUUAUAAAACAACUUACCAUGAUGUUUUUUGUAAUUUUUCAGCAUGAUUUCACCAUUAUUGGUGGAGAAAAAUUUUCAAUAAAUAUGUUACCUAUAUUGAAGCUGAAAUAAAAAUGCAUC